GAUUAGCAACUGUCAUGACUCUGGAAAGUUACGAAUCAGGACGUAUCAUAAUAAAGGAAACACACCCAGCUAUGUCAGUUUAUUUUAUUUGGUGUGGCUCAGUGUAUGUUAAUCAAAAGGAAACUGACGUCAGAACGGAUAGAGUUUUUGAUUUGACUGUUAAUCUCCUUAAGCCUGGAGAUUGGUUUGGGGAAAGAGGAGUACUAUAUAGAACAAAGCACAAUGUUACUGUCAUCAGUCGAGGAUAUGUGGAAUUACUUGUAGUACGUGGGAAGGAUUUUCAUGAGAUAUUAGCAAACUCAGUAUUAGACAAAACACAAGCUGCUAUCCAAUACUUAAGUGAGCUACCAUUAGUCAGUGCUUGGCCUGUUCAUUUACUCUCCUCAUCUCCGGAUUUCAUUUAUGCAAAAUAUUUCAAGUAUAACAGUAUUGUUGUUCAAUGUUCUCCUAAUAAUAGACCAGACUGGAUAGUAGCUGUUAAAAGAGGUAGUUGUAGAAUUAUUAUUGAGUUUCUGGAGCAUGCAAAAGAGAAGGAUUCAUUCACAUUACCAAUAGUACCUCCAUCUGUGUGUCUGGUAUCAGCUAAUUACAAGUUGAGGGAUAAUAGGAGGAUUGUUAGGAGACGCUACAUGCAACUGAAUACUGUAGAACCAGGAGAGUGCUUUGGAAUACAGCUAAUUUAUAACAAGCCAGCCUGCAGGAUGAGUUUAAUGAGUCGUGGUUCAGAGUGUGUACUAGUUAAAAGACACUUCUUUAUUAAAAAUACAAACCCUGACCUAUUGAGACUUUUUAGAACAGAAUCUGGAUAUUUUCCAGAGAAGAGCCAAUUAGUUGGUGCCAUCAAUGAGCAGAAUAAAUGGAAACUAUUUAAAAAGCAAAUUAUUCAUGAGCUUCAUUAAUAAAGUUAUAAAAAUUAA
This is a messenger RNA of Amphimedon queenslandica, 917 nucleotides long. RefSeq lists its product as uncharacterized. The transcript has 11 exons. Bases 15 to 899 code for a protein of 294 amino acids. Lineage: Eukaryota; Metazoa; Porifera; Demospongiae; Haplosclerida; Niphatidae. The record is from RefSeq and is a predicted model, not a curated record.